Molecule: messenger RNA, 982 nt
Organism: Dioscorea cayenensis subsp. rotundata (Guinea yam)
Lineage: Eukaryota; Viridiplantae; Streptophyta; Magnoliopsida; Dioscoreales; Dioscoreaceae
Exons: 2
Coding region: 37-861 (274 amino acids)
Molecular function (GO): S-adenosylmethionine-dependent methyltransferase activity
Source: RefSeq, a predicted model, not a curated record
UCUUCCCUCCAAACCCAACACUGCCAUUGUUCUGCAAUGUUGGCCAUUCAACCACUUCCAAGAACACACACAAACCUCCCCUGCAUCUCCCACUCUCCUCUCCCAAGAAUCUCAUCAUCUUUAGAAACCAACAACCCUAAACAACAAGCAUCCACUUCCACUCCAACACCGGGCAAGAUCAAGCGCCUCGUCCUCUCACCGGAAGGCCGGACAAAGCUCAACAGAUCACCUGAUCGAGAUUUCUACUCUUUCCCACGCUUCGUCACUCACGUCGACGAUGGCUUCAUCUCCACACUGACAGAUGUUUACAGAGAGAGGUUGAAGCCCGGGUGGGAGAUUCUUGAUUUGAUGAGCUCAUGGGUUAGCCAUUUGCCUAAGGAAGUGGAGUACAAGAGGGUUGUGGGUCAUGGAAUGAAUGCCAUGGAGCUGGCUAGGAACAAUAGGUUAGAGUAUUUCUUUGUUAAGGAUCUGAAUUUGGAACAGAGGUUGCCAUUGGAGGACUCUAGCUUUGAUGCUGUUCUUUGCACUGUUAGCAUUCAGUAUCUCCAGUGCCCGGAGAAGGUGUAUGCUGAGGUAUUUAGGGUUCUAAAACCAGGAGGAGUGUUCAUCAUAAGCUUCAGCAAUAGAUUAUUUUAUGAAAAAGCAAUAAGUGCUUGGAGGGAUGGCACUUCAUACAGCAGAGUUCAAUUGGUUAUUCAAUACUUUCAGUGUGUUGAUGGCUUCACUCAACCUGAAGUUAUUAAAAGAUUACCUGCAAAUGUUGAUACUUCUCCUCUAACUUGGCUUCUCAGAUUGCUUGGAGUGUCUACAUCUGACCCUUUUUAUGCAGUAAUUGCUCAUAAAAACUUCAAACCAAUCUAGCAAAAAUAUAGUCAUCUAAAUAAGCAAUUUUUAUAUAUACAGUCACUUUUAUUGUAAAAAAGAACUCUGUAUUUCUGAAGAUGUAACAGAAGGUUUAUAGUUGAUGUUCUUAUUUUAUUUU